Messenger RNA from Orcinus orca (killer whale), 6231 nucleotides. It is a transcript of the gene RRH, whose product is annotated as retinal pigment epithelium-derived rhodopsin homolog. Bases 5193 to 6206 code for a protein of 337 amino acids. Lineage: Eukaryota; Metazoa; Chordata; Mammalia; Artiodactyla; Delphinidae. The record is from RefSeq and is a predicted model, not a curated record. Gene Ontology annotation, molecular function: G protein-coupled receptor activity. Gene Ontology annotation, biological process: G protein-coupled receptor signaling pathway; visual perception. Gene Ontology annotation, cellular component: photoreceptor outer segment; membrane. The transcript is spliced from 7 exons.
CCGUGUCCCUUGCAUCGGCAGGCGGACUCUCAACCGCUGCGCCACCAGGGAAGCCUGUGUGAUCCUUUUAAUGUGUUGUUGGAUUCUGUUUGCUUGUAAUUUGUUGAGGAUUUUUGCACCUGUAUUCAUCAGUGAUAAUUGGUCUGUAAUUUUCCUUUUUAGUAGUAUCUUUGUCUGGUUUUGGUAUCAGGGAGAUGGUGGCCUCAUAGAAUGAGUUUGGGAGUGUUCCGUCCUCUGCAAUUUUUUGGAAGAGUUUGAGAAGGAUGGGUGUUAGCUCUUCUCUAAAUGUUUGAUAGAAUUUGCCUGUGAAGCUAUCUGGUCCUGGACUUUUGUUUGUUGGAAGAUUUUAAAUCACAAUUUCAAUUUCAGUGCUUGUUACUGGUCUGUUCAUAUUUUCUACUUCUUCCUGGUUCAGACUUGGAAGGUUAUACCUUUCUAAGAAUUUGUCCAUUUCUUCCAGAUUGUCCAUUUUAUUGGCAUAGAGUUGCUUGUAGUAGUCUCUUAGGAUGCUUUGUAUUUCUGCGGUAUCUGUGGUAACUUCUUCUUUUCCAUUUCUAAUUUUAUUGAUUUGAGUCCUUUCCCUCUUUUUCUUGAUGAGUCUGGCUAGUGGUUUAUCAAUUUUGUUUAUCUUCUCAAAAGAACCAGCUUUUAGUUUUAUUGAUCUUUGCUAUUGUCUUCUUUAUUUCAUUUAUUUCUGCUCUGAUCUUUAUGAUUUCUUUCCUUCUAACUUUGGGUUUUGUUUCUUCUUCUUUCUCUAGUUCCUUUAGGCAUAAGGUUAGAUUGUUUAUUUGAGAUUUUUCUUGUUUCUUGAGGUAGGCUUGUAUUGCUGACAACUUCCCUCUUAGAACGGCUUUUGCUGCAUCCCAUAGGUUUUGGAUUGUCGUGUUUUCAUUGUAAUCUGUGUCUAGGUGUUUUUUGAUUUCCUCUUUGAUUUAUUCAGUGAUCUCUUGGUUAUAUAGUAGGCUAUUGUUUAGCCUCCAUGUGUUAGUGUUUUUUACAUUUUUUUCCCCGUUAUUGAUUUCUAAUCUCAUAGUAUUGUGGUCGGAAAAGAUACUUGAUAUGAUUUCAGUUUUCUUAAAUUUACCGAGGCUUGAUUUGUGACCCAAGCUGUGAUCUCUCCUGGAGAAUGUUCCGUGUGCGCUUGAGAAGAAAGUGUAAUCUGCUGUUUUCAGAUGGAAUGUCCUAUAAAUAUCAAUUAAAUCUCUCUGGUCUGUUGUGUCAUUUAAAGCUUCUGUUUCCGUAUUUAUUUUCAUUUUGGAUGAUUUGUCUGUUGGUGUAAGUGAGGUGUUAAAGUCCCCCACUAUUAUUGUGUUACUGUCAAUUUCCUCUUUUAUAGCUGUUAGCAGUUGCCUUAUGUAUUGAGGUGCUCCUACGUUGGGUGCAUAUAUAUUUAUAAUUGUUAUAUGUUCUUCUUGGAUUGAUCCCUUGAUCAUUAUGCAGUGGCCUUCCUUGUCUCUUGUAACAUUCUUUAUUUUAAAGUCUAUUUUAGCUGACAUGAGUAUUGCUACUGCAGCUUUCUUUUGAUUUCCAUUUGCAUGGAGUAUCUUUUUGCAUUGCCUCACUUUCAGUCUGUAUGUGUCUCUAGGUCUGAAAUGGGUCUCUUGUAGACAGCAUAUAUAUGGGUCUUGUUUUUGUAUCCAUUCAGCAAGCCUGUGUCUUUUGGUUGGAGCAUUUAAUCCAUUCACGUUUAAGGUAAUUAUCAAUAUGUAUGUUCCUAUUACCAUUUUCUUAAUUGUUAUGGGUUUGUUUUUGUAGGUCCUUUUCUUCUCUUGUGUUUCCCACUUAGAGAAUUUCCUUUAGCAUUUGUAGAGCUGCUUUGUUGCUGCUGAAUUCUCUUUGCUUUUGCUUGUCUGUAAAACUUUUGAUUUCUCUGUUGAAUCUGAAUGAGAUCCUUGCUUGGUAGAGUAAUCUUGAUUGUAGGUUCUUCCCUUUCAUCACUUUAAAUAUAUCAUGCCACUCCCUUCUGGCUUAUAGAGUUUCCUCUGAGAAAUCAGCUGUUAACCUUAUGGGAGUUCCCUUGUAUGUUGUUUGUCGUUUUUCCCUUGUUGCUUUCAGUAGUUUUUCUUUGUUUUUGUCAGUUUGAUUACUAUGUGUCUUGGUGUGUUUCUCCUGUAUGGGACUCUGCACUUCCUGGACUUGGGUGGCUAUUUCCUCUCCUGUGUUAGGGAAUUUUUCAACUAUAAUCUCUUCAAAUAUUUUCUUGGGUCCUUUCUCUCUCUCCUUCUUCUGGGACCCCUAUAAUGCGAAUGUUGUUGUGGUUAAUCUUGUCCCAGAGGUCUCUUAGGCUGUCUUCAUUUCUUCUCAUUCUUUUUUCUUUAUUCUGUUCUGUGGCAGUGAAUUCCACUAUUCUGUCUUCUAGGUCACUUAUCUGUUGUUUUUUUACUCAGUUAUUCUGCUAUUGAUUCCUUCUAGUGUAUUUUUCAUUUUAGUUUUUGUAUUGUUCAUCUUUGUUUGUUCUUUAAUUCUUCUAGGUGUUUGUUCUUUAAUUCUUCUAGGUCUUUGUUAAACAUUUCUUCCAUCUUCUUGAUCUUUGCCUCCAUUCUUUUUCUGAGGUCCUGGAUCAUCUUCACUAUCAUUAUUCUGAAUUCUUUUUCUGGAAGGUUGCCUAUCUCCAUUUAUUUGUUUUUCUGGUUUUUUAUCUUGUUCCUUCAUCUGGUACAAAUUCCUCUGCCUUUUCAUUUUGUCUGUCUUUCUGUGAAUGUGGUUUUCCUUCCACAGGCUGCAGGAUUGUAGUUCUUCUUGCUUCUGCUCUCUGCCCUCUGGUGGAUGAGGCUUGUGCAAGCUUCCUGAUGGUAGGGAUUGGUAGUGGGUAGAGCUGGGUGUUGCUCUGGUGUGCAGAGCUCAGGAAAACUUUAAUCUGCUCCUCUGCUGAUGAGUGGGGCUGGGUUCCCUCCCUGUUGGUUGUUUGGCUUGAGGCGACCCAGCACUGGAACCUACCCUGCUCUUUGGUGGGGCUAAUGGCAGAUUCUGGGAGGGCUCACGCCAAGGAGUACUUCCAGAACUUCAGCUGCCAGUGUCCUUGUCCCCACGGUGAGCCACAGCCACCCCCGCCUCUGCAGGAAACCCUCCAACACUAGCAGGUAGGUCUGGUUCAGUCUCCCCUGGGGUCACUGCUCCUUCCCCUGGGUCCCGAUGUGCACAUUGUUUUGUGUGUGCCCUUCCAAGAGUGGAGUCUCUGUUUCCCCCAGUCCUGUCGAAGUCCUGCAAUCAAAUCCUGGUAGCCUUCAGAGCAUGAUUCUCUUGGAAUUUCUCCUCCCGUUGCCGGACCCCCAGGUUGGGAAGCCUGACGUGGGGCUCUGAACCUUCACUCCAGUGGGUGGACUUCUGUGGUAUAAGUGUUCCCCAGUUUGUGAGUCACCCACCCAGCAGUUAUGGGAUUUGAUUUGAUUGUGAUUGUGCCCCUCCUACCGUCUCACUGUGGCUUCUCCUUUGUAUUUGGAUGUGGGGUAUCUUUUUUGAUGAGUUCCAGUGUCUUCCUGUCAAUGAUCGUUCAGCAGUUAGUUGUGAUUCCAGUGCUCUCACAAGAGGGUGUGAGCGCACAUCCUUCUACUCCGCCAUCUUGAACCAAUCUCUCCUCUUCAGUUCUUAUAAAUAAAAAAAAUUAUUUCUGUAAAGUUUAAAUGGGUACUAAAACUAACUAGGCAUAAUCCAUUACAGAAAAGGAAGGGAGUAUGAACCAAAGUAAACUCAAAAAAUUUUGAGUGAAUGGUGAAUGCAAAAAAAGAAAAGAGACUUAAAAUCUAACAACCCAUAGAUUUUUAACAGGGAGAGGUCAUCUUAGGUACUAUGUUCAUUGCUUUAGGGUCAUUUGAAAAUAUUUUGAUAUUGGAAUACUAAAGAGAUUCACUUUCCUAGUAUAGAUACACUUACAAAUACUUCAUUACGUUUAUAAAAAUUUGAGUACUAGUAGCUAUGGGAUCUGGGACAGAUCGACCAACCUGAUUUCAACUUCUUCAGUUUAUAUAUGUGUAUAACUGAGAAUUGAGGCAAAAGGAUUAUCCAGUCCCUUCUUGCUGUGCCAUUCUAAGAUUUAUAAAAUUAAAUUAAGUGGGUAAAUAUAGCCCUCUAGUGGUUCUAUUAUAUGCUUACACUGUUAACUUUGGUGCAUCUAGCAUUUCUGUAAAGUUACUGAUUUUUAGAAAUUCAGUAUUGAGAAGAAUAAGAUUUUUAUAUUACAUGGCAUAAAGAAUAUGAGGAAAAAAGGUAUAGGGAUAUAUUAUUCUAACAAUAAAUGUUCAUAUUAGAUUGUCACCCACUUAUGUUACCCACUUUUGGAGUUAUAACAAUAUAAUCCAGAAUAUUAGAAUUGCCCAGUACUUUACAAGAUGAAUUAUUGAAUCUAGAUACUUUGCUGGUGCAUGCUAUGAUUAUUACCAGAUUAACUACUUGUGCAUAUGAAAGUGUAGGGUAAAUGAACUGAAGUGAAUUGUAAAGUAGAUCAUGCUAUAUUCAUGCUUUAUUGACCUGGAAUUUAUGGUAUGGCUUUCGGGGAAAACAAAUUACAGAAUGAUUUUAUAUAUACAUAGCUCCCCAUUUUUUGAAAAGAAUGAAAAAAAAAGUGGAAGAAACCUCAAACAGUUGUAUAAAUACAUGUUUCUGUAAGCAAAGAAAAGCAGAAUAUACACCGAACAAUAUUAUUACCAUUAGGGGAGUAAAAUUUGGAAGGAUGGGGGAGAUUACUUCUUUACUUAACUCUAAUGAUUUAAAUUGUUAUGGAAAAAACAAAAGGAAUUGAAAUGGAAAACUUGAAAGGGUCAAACAAAACAGGGACCUUAAUCUGAAUCGUUUUAGAGCAGUAAGUCUGGCUCUUAAUUUUGAAACUGAUUUCCUGCAGAAAUCAGUUAGGUCAGGUCCUGAUCUGAUUUUCUGAGUUUGUUUAUUGUUUAAAUGGGAUGUGUGCACUUGAUAAUCUCCUUGCAUAUAAAGCUGAUGCCCUAAUUGGUUAAAAUGUGUGUUGCUCAUUAUUUCUCUUUAUUUUGCUAAUAAGCUUUUCCCUUGUUCUGGGAAUUAAAAAUCCUUUCCUCUUUAGCCCAAUUAAAUUUGUUAAGGGAGGGCCUCUAUGAAAAGGCCCUUCUUUGAGGUCUUUAAGUGGAAAUGAUUGGUUCUGAAAAUUCUUCCCUAGGUGGCUUUUGAAACAUUUCAUAGAUAUUGAAGGCCCAUUAUGAAGGCUAUCUUGAUAUCUUCCCUCCAAAAUGCUAAGGAAUAAUUUAGGCAACAGUUCAGACUCAAAGAAUGAAGACGGCUCGACCUUUUCACAGACUGAACACAAUAUUGUUGCAGCUUACUUGAUUACGGCAGGUAUGAUAAGUGUUCUCAGCAACAUAAUAGUUCUUGGCAUCUUCAUUAAGUACAAGGAGCUUCGGACACCCACAAAUGCAAUUAUCAUUAACUUGGCUGUUACUGAUAUAGGGGUCAGUAGCAUUGGCUACCCCAUGUCUGCUGCUUCAGAUCUGCAUGGAAGUUGGAAGUUUGGAUAUGCAGGAUGUCAGAUUUAUGCUGGAUUGAAUAUCUUUUUUGGAAUGGCAAGUAUUGGAUUGCUCACAGUUGUGGCUGUGGAUCGAUACCUGACCAUCUGCUGUCCUGAAGCAGGAAGAAGAAUGACCACCAACACUUACGUCAGCAUGAUUCUGGGGGCCUGGUUCAAUGGCCUCUUUUGGGCUUUGAUGCCUAUUGUUGGGUGGGCUAGUUAUGCCCCAGAUCCUACUGGGGCCACCUGUACCAUAAACUGGCGGAAAAAUGAUGUAUCUUUUGUUUCUUACACCAUGAUGGUUGUUGCGAUAAAUUUUAUUGUGCCCUUGAUAAUGAUGUUUUACUGCUAUUACCAUGUCACUCGAUCCAUUAAAAAUCAUGCUACUAGUAACUGCACUGAGUAUCUCAACAGAGAUUGGUCAGAUCAGGUAGAUGUAACAAAGAUGUCUGUGAUAAUGAUACUCAUGUUUCUGGUGGCGUGGUCCCCUUAUUCCAUCGUGUGCUUAUGGGCUUCUUUUGGUGACCCGAAGAAGAUUCCUCCCUCAGUGGCCAUCCUAGCUCCACUGUUUGCAAAAUCUUCUACAUUCUACAAUCCCUGUAUUUAUGUGAUUGCUAAUAAAAAGUUCCGGAGGGCAAUGCUUGCCAUGUUCAAAUGUCAGACUCAUCAAGCAAUGCCCGUGGAGAGUAUCUUACCAAUGGAUGUACCCCAAAACCCACUGACUUCUGGAAAAGUCUGAAAUAAGAGGAAAGCACACAUUAUCA